UCGAAACUUUUCUUGAUUACGGUCGGGCCACGUCAGCCAAGUGACAACAUUGCGGACAAAACUGCUUCUCUUAACCGGCAAUAUUAAUCAAAUCUUUAAUUAGUUUGAUAUCAUAGAUUUUCAUCUGUCCACUAUUCUCACAAGGCUAAAAAAUGAAAGUCAAGGAAGUUGAACAGACUGCUAAUAUAGCAUGGUCUCCUGCUUCACAAUAUCCAAUAUAUCUGGCUACCGGUACAGCAGCUCAACAGCUUGACGCCUCGUUCAGCACCACUUCACAGAUAGAUCUGUAUUCUUUGGAUCUAAAUGAACCUGGUCUGGGUAUGGGAUUAAAAGCAUCCAUAUCCACCAAACAAAGGUUUCACAAGCUUGUGUGGGGUUCACAGGGAAUCAGCAGUGGUGAAAACCCCGGUGGUGUUAUAGUUGGUGGUGCAGACCAGGGUCACAUCCUGUUAUUUGAUGCAGAAAAGUUAUUGCUGGGCAAAAAUGAUGAAACCGGCGGAUACUUGUUAGCGGAUAGCAAAAAACAUAGUGGAGCCGUCAAGGCUCUCGAUUUCAAUCCGUUUCAGCUUAACUUACUUGCGUCGGGAGCAGCACAGUCAGAAAUUUACAUCUGGGAUUUGAAUAGCCCUGCUGCUCCAAUGACUCCUGGUACGCUUUCUCAGCCACCCGAUGAUGUUACGUGCCUUGCUUGGAAUAGACAAGUGCAGCAUAUUUUGGCAUCAACUUUUGCUACGCGCUGUGUUGUAUGGGAUUUGAGGAAGAAUGAACCCAUUAUUAAAGUUAGUGACAGUACUUCAAGAAUGCGUUGUAAGGCGGUUGCUUGGCAUCCCAAGGUUGCCACCCAACUUUGCCUAGCAUCCGAAGAAGAUCAAUUACCUGUUAUUCAAUUGUGGGAUCUGAGACAAGCGACAGCUCCUGUGAAUACGUUUGAGGGUCAUCAGAGGGGUAUUCUGGCUAUGGAUUGGUGCCCACAGGACCCUGAUCUACUGCUAAGCUGUGGAAAGGACAACAGAGUGCUUAUUUGGAAUCCUAAUAGUCCAGUACCUCGUGGCGAACUACUUUGUGAGCUGAGUACGAGCAGCCAAUGGUGUUUCGACACGGCAUGGUGUCCACGAAAUCCUUCCUGCAUCGCCACAGCCAGUUUUGACGGCCAUGUACGAGUUCACUCGAUCAUGGGAGGCCGAGAAACAGCUGUUCAGCCUCCAGUCAAUAUGAUUGCCGAUUCUUUUCCUGGAAUGGAAUCCGCGCCAGCUUUACAAGCACCACAACAGCAGAUUGUCAUCCAUGAACAACUUAGGAAAGCACCCAAGUGGAUCCGCCCCAUCUGUGGCGCUUCUUUCGCUUUUGGCGGAAAGUUGGUCACUUUUGGCUUGGAUGCAGCCGGAUCUGCACCGAGCGCCACGCCCCAAGUGCAUAUUAGCCAAGUUGUUACCGAAAAUGAGCUAACGCUGCGUUCUAAGGAGUUAGAAAGUGCAUUGAGCACCGGCAAUUUGGCGGAGUUUUGCGUCAAAAAAAUUGAAUCUAGUGAGGAACACAAGGAAGCCUGGAACUUCCUAGCAGCCAAUUUUAGCCCGGCGCCGCGACAGCAGCUAUUGCAUCUAUUAAACUACGAACCGCAUAGUAUUUCUGAGGUUGGUGUGGCCGAUUCAUUCGAUGGUCUAGGAGUGUCGGACACAUUCGAUUCCAUCGCAGCCGAAGUGAAAACCUUCACAAUUCCAACCGACCAAUCUGUAGACGGCAAGAUUAGUAAGGCCUUAAUAACUGGGAACCUUGCUGCAGCCGUGGAGCUUUGCUUCAACGACAAACGAUACGCAGAUGCCAUUGUGUUAGCAAUGACUGGACCACCCGAAUUACUGACAGCUACGAGGGACCGCUAUUUCCGUUUAAUGCAGGGUGACGUGCCACGUCUAAUCCAAGCCGUUGUUACCCGUGACUGGGAAAAGAUAGUUCAACAUUGCGACAUGGGCAACUGGAAAGAAGCUUUAGCGGCUACGCUGACCUAUGCGGAAGACGCGCAAUUCGCAAACCUCUGCCAAACGAUCGGCCAGAGGCUCGAAGCCGAAAUGGGUGCCACAAACGAAGCUGUUCUUUGUUACAUUUGUGCUGGCAACAUGGAGAAAGUAGUCGACUGCUGGCUGCGAGUCGCCGAUGAUUCAACCACAUCUCUACAAGAGAUGGUAGAACAAGUUAUGGUUCUUCGUCAGGCUCAGCAGCAUUGGGGUCGUCAGCCGGUGGCUGUUAACUCGGGACAUCUUACCCAGCAACUAUGUCGUUAUGCUGGGCUCUUGGCCGGACAGGGCAGCCUGGAAGCUGCUCUUACUUAUCUUGAUAUGUCACAGGAUGAUUCGAUGGUAGAAUUGAAAGACAGACUGAAACGUUCAUUGAAUCCUAACGAACGCAAGGUUUCAACCGGAAUGGCCAACGGUGCUUACAAUUUCGCUUCGCACCAGCAAAAGGCUGGGCCAGCGCAGCGAUACCCUUCAGUUGGAUUAAACAGAUCUUCUACUCCCACAAACAGUUACUAUGGUCAUCAGGAUCAAUUCAGUUCAGCGCCUGCAAUGCCAUCCUAUCCUCCGAAACCUACAACUCCAUUUCAAAGCAAUAGCUGGGCCCCACCAACCAACACUUUCAACUCACCACAAGCGGCGCCCUCUAUGCCACCAAUGCUGAGUACACCGGCUCCACCUCCAGCUGCUCAGCCGUUGCAACAGUUUUAUCAGCCUCUGAGCUCGCAGCCUCUGAAUGCUCAACCUUCGCCGCAGUUCCAUCAGCCCACGCCACCACCACCACCUGCAUCAUCAGUUGCACCGCCCCCAACAACAGGAAACGUGUCGCGUUUGGGAUCUCUAAAUCAACGCAAUAGGGUGUACGUCCAGGAUCCUAGCGUUUCAAGUGGUCGUCCUGGUGGAUAUUACAAUUCGGCAUCAAAUUCACAAUUCCAGCAAGUUAACCAAAUGGGUUACAUGCAACAGCAACCGCAAUCCAACUCGGCCAUGUUCCAACCCAGUGGUCAGUUUACCAGUCCGUCACCAUAUGCGCAACAAGGCAAUUUUCCUGGAAAUCAAUUCAAUCAGCCUAUUCCGCCCUCUCCUGGAUCAUUCCAGCUUCAAAGCGGACAGUUGGCCAAUGGCAUUGGAAUGGAUAAUGUACAACAACCUACUUCUCUUUACACGCCAUUGGACCACGUUCAAGCGCCACAGCAACAAAGCGCGUUCAUGCAGCCAUCAACAUUCGAUGCUCCUCCUUCAAUAACUCCUCCACCGGCUUCUAAUCUCAUGUCAUCUGUGCCCCUUCUUCCGGCCACUAGCGCACCUCCUGGUUGGAAUGAUCCACCUCCUCUAACCUCGUUUGCGAAAGUGAAAGCUGAGCCAACAACUGUAGAAACCAUAAAUCACCCCAUGGGUAUAGUUGAACAACCGGCUGUUCCCAUCAUUCAGCCGUUCGACGGAUUAUACAAUCCAGGAAUGACUUCUCCUGUGGAACCCACUCAAAACCAAAGCUACGCUCCCGAGCCAAUUCCUGUCCAGCCAGCUCAAGCUUUGCUGCCGAUUCCAAACGAACACCAAAUUAUUCACGAUGUAUUCCACACAUUAAAAAACAAAUGCGCUGCGCUAGCCACAAAUGCGCAACUGAAGAGAAAGCUAGAUGAUGUUGGGAAGAAGCUGGAGUGCCUGGAUGAUCUUUUGCGCAAAAAUAUGCUGUUGAGCCCUACCCUCUUAGGCUUACACCAGAUUGUGCAAGCUGUUCAGGCGUUCGAUUACGCGACCAGUUUGAGUUUACACUCCCAGGUGGUGGUCAAUACGCCCUUCACUGAAAUCGGAUCGUUUAUAUCUGGUUUGAAAGUGCUUCUCCAGAUGGCUCAGCAGCUGGGAGUCCAAUAUCAAUAGCAACACUGGAGAAACCAGAAACGUUUUUCUAUGAGAUAAGAUGUGUAGCGUUUGAUUUCUGCCUGCAAGUUAGGCAGAAAAGUUGGCUUCGUGGCUUCGCACCUCGUUUCAUUUGAUGUGUGUAGUUAAUAGCCUUUUUCUUUUUUUUUCUUUAAUCAGAGAAUUCAUUAAAAUCUAUGCUAUUUA
Daphnia carinata is the source of this 4073-nucleotide messenger RNA. It is a transcript of the gene Sec31, whose product is annotated as protein transport protein Sec31A-like. Gene Ontology annotation, biological process: COPII-coated vesicle cargo loading; endoplasmic reticulum to Golgi vesicle-mediated transport; intracellular protein transport. The record is from RefSeq and is a predicted model, not a curated record. Gene Ontology annotation, cellular component: COPII vesicle coat; endoplasmic reticulum exit site. NCBI's taxonomy places the organism in Eukaryota, Metazoa, Arthropoda, Branchiopoda, Diplostraca, Daphniidae. Gene Ontology annotation, molecular function: structural molecule activity; protein binding.